Molecule: messenger RNA, 2076 nt
Organism: Drosophila gunungcola (fruit fly)
Lineage: Eukaryota; Metazoa; Arthropoda; Insecta; Diptera; Drosophilidae
Exons: 7
Coding region: 39-2021 (660 amino acids)
Cellular component (GO): membrane
Molecular function (GO): phosphatidylinositol bisphosphate binding
Source: RefSeq, a predicted model, not a curated record
AGCCAAAUGCCAUCAAACACCGUAGAGCCGUUACCAAAAUGCGACGUCCGCUCUCGCCGACACUGGCCAAAUUGGCCGAGCAGGAGGUGAACGAGACUCCCGACCGCAUUCAGCAGGACAUCAUUAUCCUGCGUGUCUGGAUUCGCCAGCAGCCGCAUCUGCGUGCCCGCACGGAUGUGGACUUCCUGAUCGCCUUCCUGAGACGCUGCCGGUACAGUUUGGAGGAGACCAAGCGCCGGAUCGACCGCUACUUCACCCACUACAACCUCUUCCCGGAGAUCAUGAACAAUCGCUGUGUAACGCAGCGCCUCCUGGACAUCAAUCGCAUGGGAGUAUGUCUAUAUCCGGAUAUGCCCAAAGGAGAUAGUCGUUCAGCCAUUUUCAUAGCCCGUUUUGGCCACUUCGAUCCCAAUCUGUACAUGCUGCGCGAAAUCUAUCACUUUUCCUCGAUGGCCAUGGAGGUGAUAGCUCUGGAGAAUGACCAUGCCUCCCUGGCGGGCAUCUGUGAAAUCAUCGACCUCGAGGGCGUCAACUCGGACAAGAUGCGGCGAUUCGACAGGGUUCUAUUCCGGAGGUGGUGGAACUGGCUGUACAACUGCAGUCCGCUGAAGGUCAAGGAGAUGUACAUUAUUAACAUGCCCAAGGAUAUUCAGGGCACCGUCAUGUUUCUCUACAACGUGCUCAGCAUGCAGGUUAACUAUCCGAUUCGCGUGCUAAAGAACAGCGAGGAGCUGAUCGAGCACAUUGGCAAGGACUCACUGCCCGAGGAGUACGGGGGCACCAAUGGCCACUUGGGCGAGUGCGUGGCCUACAUGGAGGACCUGCUGAACAGCUAUCGCGGGUACUUCGAGCAGGACGUCAACUACGGGACCAUCGAGGAGCUGCGUCCCGGCGAGAUAGCCACCUAUGAGGCCGACUCUGCUGUAGUCGAUCAAUUAAAGAUAACACCCACCCAUAUCACCUAUCUAUGCACUCGUAUAGCGCCACUAACACCAAAGUCCCCAAAGCCACCAGCACAUCGACCAUGGCGGUGCCUCCAGUGGUUUUGGCAUUCAGUUAGCAUUGAGACGAGCGCCGGAAUGGCGACGACCAGCAAGCUGAGACCUCUCAAUCCCCAGCUGGCGGCUCUGGCCAAGAGCGAGUGCAACGAGGAGCAGGCCCAGCGUGCCGCGAACGUGUCCACCAUCCAGACGUGGAUCGGCAAGUCGCCGCACCUCAAGGCCCCCACCGACGAGCAGCUGAUCCUGGCCUUCCUGCGGCGCUGCCGUUUCAGCCAGGAGGAGACCAAGCGACGCAUCGACAACUACUACUCCCUGCGCAGUGUGUUCCCCGAGGUUUUGGGAUCGCGGCAGGUGGAUGAGGCGCUGCUCACCCAGCUGCAAAGAGGGAUCCAUGUGAUACCCACUCGACCUGUGAGUCCACAGGGACCGAGGGUUAUCAUCUCGCAGUUCCGGAACAUCGAUGCCAAGAAGUCGAAUCCCCGCGAGGCCUUCAAACUGGUCUUCAUCAUGCUGGAACUACUGGCCCUGGAGUGCGAUAACGCCUCGAUUUCCGGCGUCGUCUGGGUGGCGGAUGCCCGGGACGUGACCAUGGAGCAGAUGCUGCAAUACGAUCCCUUCCUGCUGAAGAAGGCGUUCGCCUUGGUGGAUCAGUGCAUUCCCCUGCGAUUUGUGGAGAUUCACAUGAUCAAUAUGCGAAAGGAAGGGCAGACCAUUUUCAACUUUGUAACAAAGUUUUUACCCUCCAAACUACCCUUUAAGUUCGCGGUGCACAAAAAGUCGGAGGAUCUGUACCAGCACCUGCCCAGAGAUGCGAUGACCAUCGAGUAUGGAGGAACCAAUGGCUACCAGGCGGAGGCCGUGGACUACUGGCGCCAGAAGCUGCAGGACAACAAGGAGUACCUGGCCAAGGACGCCCAGUACGGGACCAAUGAGAGGCUCCGCGUCGGACUUUCCAGUGCCUGGGCCAAUGGCGAACUGGAUGGGAUGAGCGGCUCCUUCCGCAAACUGGAUCUGGACUAAGUGAAAGACUCUGUUCGCUGUUUGAAUUACCGUUUAAUUAAGUGCUAGGGCUAUA